Molecule: messenger RNA, 2718 nt
Organism: Lindgomyces ingoldianus
Lineage: Eukaryota; Fungi; Ascomycota; Dothideomycetes; Pleosporales; Lindgomycetaceae
Exons: 3
Coding region: 1-2718 (905 amino acids)
Biological process (GO): protein autophosphorylation; peptidyl-serine phosphorylation; autophagosome organization
Cellular component (GO): autophagosome; cytoplasm
Molecular function (GO): protein serine/threonine kinase activity; ATP binding
Source: RefSeq, a predicted model, not a curated record
AUGAAUAGUUCUCCCGGCCGUAACGAUCCACUUCGGCCUCUGGCACCGAAGCACGAGUUCGUUGAAGGCAAGCACAUCGAGUUUAACGAAACCGAUGAGCUUCCCUUGGAUUCCAGAGGAGCCCUAGGCCGUGGAGGCGAGGGUGAAGUCGACAUAGUUGUAAUUAAGACAUCGGCCACCUAUGCGAGAAAAUGCUGGAAGCGACUGAAUCCCAAAACCCGAACAAGGCAUCUGAAGGAAAUUGAAUUAAUGAAGCGUCUCAAGCCCCAUCCACACAUAGUGCAAAUAUUCGGGACGUAUUCCAAAGGCAACGAGCUAGCAAUUAUGAUGUCUCCGGUAGCCGAGUCAGACUUGCAGAAAGCCCUGGAAGUGGGCGCCAUUCCAGAGAAAACCCUGAAGCAGGCAUUCGGAUGCUUAGUCACCGGCCUUGCUUUCAUUCAUAAAGGCAAAAUAAUACACGGAGAUAUUAAGCCCAGUAACAUUCUAUUGUCUGGGUGCCGAUUUCUUUGGACCGAUUUUGGGUGUUCCAAAGAUAUCUCUGGAUUGCAAGAUACGAUGACCGAGGCCACAAUGCGGGGGACUCGAGGUUAUUGGGCUCCAGAAGUCUUUCGACUCGAGCAACGGGGACGGUCCGCAGAUGUUUUCUCCCUGGGAUGUGUUUUAAUGGAGGUAUGGAGUGUCUUGAAAGGGCAUGCUUACAUGAAGGACAACCCAGCUUCGUUCCUUUCUCUUAGCCCAUACUUUCUCCGUCUUGAAGGCUCUCAAAGUCUUCAGUCGUGGGUUGAGGCUAUGGAAAAAGCACAUGAUGAGCCUGUGGACAAUCUGUGGUUAAGCUCUUGUAUCAAAAUGCUUCGGGUAGAUCCAAAACAACGGCCUAAAUUAGCGGAAUUCCUGAAUGGAUUAGGUCGAAGCAGCCAACGAGAAAGUUUCAUGCAUGCACUCUUCUGUGUAUCUUGCGCGGAAGAGAGAAAGAAGAUUAAGUCUAUCUCAAGCAAUCCAACAGUUGCCGAACCAGUAGAGUCUCGAGCAGAAGCAAGCUCAGGUGAGGAUACAUCAUCGAAGGGGUCUGGAAACGAAGCUUCAUCGGAGGACCUAACCGCUCCAAUUGAUUCCUCUAAGAUACCUUCAACUAAUAAAAAGGUCGACACCACAACACCAGUUGGUUCUGUCCAGCUCUCACCAGCAUUCUGUUCACGUCCUCCGAGCGUUGCCGACAGCAUUCCAUUUUACCCAAAAUUGGCAUGGCCUAAUCUUCACAUCUUUGACUCCACUCCCCAGUGGGGAUCGCCAUUGCGGAGAAGGGAAUCCCUGCUCAAACUUCAGUCGUAUCCAUUAGCUUCACCUCUGACUGAGAAGACAGUAUCUAGUGGCAAGCGUCUAGAUACCGAAAAUUUCGCUCCUACCGUUAUAGACCCUGCUUCAUCGGGUCUCCUGGCCACGAUCCCCGCAAAAGCGCAGACAAGGUCGACUCAUCAGCUUGAUAAUAGUAUCCCCCAAGAUGGAGCUCCAGGUAGCUUCGAGGAAACAACGUUGCUGCACGACUCAGGACUUCUGCAAAUCCACCAGCCUCCUGCUAAAUUCCACCACCCGGGUGUGGCUUCUAACCCCCAUGUUGACGAACAUCUAGUACCCUUGGAAUCGGCUGGCAACCGCCCGUCUACUCCGCCUCCUCCACCCACCCCAACCUCUCGCACACCUUCUAUAAACUCAUAUCUGUCAAUGGAAGGCCAUUCUCUAUCAAAAGGUCUAGAGCAUGAAACCAACAAUCACCGCGCAAAAUUUCCUCUGCCGAUCCUACCACCAUAUCCCCUUCCUCUACCACCAUCGCCAUCGUCAUUAGCAGAUAGCCCAUACACUCCUAUGUAUUCCGUCCCCCCUCCUCUUCCUGGACUAGCUUUAACGGAAGAGGUUCUGCAAAAGUCUCAUUCUAUGAGUGUGCCAACAUUCACUCAUACCCCCCUCUAUGCCCCUCCUCCUCCUCUUCUUCCUCCUCCUCCUCCUCCUCCUCCUCCACAUGUUCACUCGUCAUCAGCGCAAGUGCUGAUCGAUGAAGUCCGACCAACAUACACACCUAAUUAUACAUACUCACCUCCGCCCCCAUCUCCGCAUCCCGCAAACUGUCCGCCAUCACAUCAGAUACCAUACAUUACCAAUAGCCUCCAAACAUAUGAUUAUCCUGUCAAUCCGGACUCGCCUCCUCCACCUCCCGCAAGCCCUCCGCCAUCACAUCAGAUACCAUACACCACCAAUGGCCCCCAGUUAUAUGAAUAUCUAGUCAAUCCGGCCCCUCCACCUCCACCUCCACCUCCCUUUAGUAUGUCAAUCCAAAGCCAGGAGAAAUCGAACAAGCCAAACCAGAGAGGACACUUCAAGAAUGCCGUGUCAUUCGCUAGUGGAAAAGAUGGACUGCCAGCCCUUGUAUCACAAUAUUCUAAUCGACACCAAGCUGAUCCUCCGCCACCUCCACCAUCGCUACAUGCUAGCCAAAUCCAGACUAAUCCUCCACCGCCAAUAAAACCUUCACACACUCUACUUAUUCCCCCACCUGGACCAACGAACAAUAAACCCAACGACGGCGAUAUCGCUCUGGGCCCUCUACCGGCCCCAUAUCCACCACCUCCUGGUUAUGAAUGGUGCCAAGACGCACCCCGACCUGGGCUGACUCCCCGUAUAUGGCUGCAGCUUGCGAGAACUACAGCUAUCAAAUGUCGGCUUUGA